Teleopsis dalmanni is the source of this 5259-nucleotide messenger RNA. RefSeq lists its product as uncharacterized. The coding region runs from base 1 to 5259 and encodes 1752 amino acids. Gene Ontology annotation, molecular function: zinc ion binding; nucleic acid binding. Lineage: Eukaryota; Metazoa; Arthropoda; Insecta; Diptera; Diopsidae. Gene Ontology annotation, biological process: DNA integration. The transcript has 2 exons. The record is from RefSeq and is a predicted model, not a curated record.
AUGGCAACCAUUGAAGGAGAUAAGAAACAAGAAGGAAACAAGCCGGUGUCGACCGAAGACAAAAACGUGACAAAACCGUUACGGAAUCAAAGGGCGCUGAUUCGCGUCAUUGAAAAGACCAUGAAGGAAAUAGAAUCAACAUUUGAAGAACCACAACAAGAAGUGGCUUACAGGACAAGUCAGGCACAGCUGGAAAAUUAUCUCAGCAAGUUAGAACAAAACAAUGAUAUAAUAUGGAACUCCACCACUGCAGACACGCUAAAAUUGUUAAAUUCUAGUGAUGGUAUCUCAGAAAAUACAGUAACAUUGCAAUCAGUAAAAUUGCCACAAAUUACGCUUCCAAGUUUUGACGGAAACCCAUUAAUGUGGGUACAAUUUCGCGAUUUGUUUUUACAGCUCAUUGACGAGCAACCAUUUAAACCAAUGCAAAAAAUGUUUUAUUUAACCACCAAUUUAAUCGGUGAACCGAAAAAUCUAAUCAAACAUUUGCCAGCUUCAACAGAAAAUUAUGCCACAGCAUGGCAAAUUUUAAGAUCUCGAUACGACAAUAAACGUCUACUCAUUACAGCGUUACUCAACAAGUUGUUAAGCCAAUCGUCUUUAACUGCGGAAACUUCAUCAGGUUUGAAAUCGCUGCAUGAUGUCACUAAGGAGUGCAUUUUGGGCUUAAAGGCACAGGGUAUUCUAAUAGAAGAAUGGGAUGCAAUAUUGGUGCACCUCACUUUAAAGAAAUUAGAUAGAGGAACUCAAACAGCAUUUGAACAAUCUCUAAAGGAUAAUCGUUCACUCGUGUCGUUCGAAGAACUUCUACAGUUUAUUGAAAGCCGAUUUCUGUCACUGGAGGCUUUUGGCAGAGGAUUCAACGUAAAGGUCUUAAACACAUCGAGAGUAGUUGCUGCAACAAACGAAGGAUCAAAUUACGAAAAACUAUGUCCGGCAUGCAAGAAUGACCGUCACCCAUUGUACACGUGCAAGUCAUUCAUACAAGAACUUCCCACUAAAAGACUUCAGUUAGUUAAACAAAUGCGGUUGUGCAUUAAUUGUUUAAAGUUUGGCCAUUUUGCAAGAGAAUGCUCGUCAGACAAUUGUAAAAUAUGCAAUAAAAAACACAAUUCUCUUUUACAUCUGGAAGAUGCAACAUGCACUAACCCAAAUAAAAUAACAAAUUCGAGUAAGUCAAUAAGCCUGAUCUCCAAUUAUAACAAUUACAACAAGGGUUAUGUUGUAUUGGGAACAGCACGCGUAAUAAUACGAAGCAAUAAAGGCAUCAAGGUUGAAUGUAGAGCAUUAUUAGACUCCGGUUCACAAGUAAAUCUUGUAACGGAAAGACUCAUCAAAAAACUAGGAGAAAAUCCAAUGAAUGUAUCCGCAUGCAUCGAAGGUAUUGGACAAAGGAAACAAAAUGCUCAAAGGCGAGUAAAUUUGGGUUUUAGUUCCAAAAUCAAUGAAUAUGCCGCAAGAGUGGAAGCGUACGUGUUACCAAGUAUCGUGUCUGAUCAACCGAGCAUGCAGCUCGACAUUUCAAAUUGGGACAUACCGAGCAAUAUUAAGUUGGCUGAUCCUUGCUUUCACCAAAAGGGUAAUAUUGAUCUCUUACUGGGGGCAGAAUUUUCACAUGAACUGCUGUCGAUCGGACAGAUUAAAAUUGGCAAUAAUCUUCCAAUAUUGCAAAAUACGUUACUGGGCUGGAUUGUGAUAGGAAAAAUAACUGACAACAAUUUAGGUGUUCAGAUGCAAACAUGCGGCAUUUGCUCGGACGAUGAAGAACAAAUAGAAAAGGUGAUAGAGAAAUUUUGGCAACUCGAUGAAGCAUCACCUACAAACAAAAACGUAACUCAGCAAGAAAAGUUGUGCGAAUCGCAUUUUAUAAACAAUGUACAAAAAACCAACCAUGGUCGAUUUAUUGUGAGAUUACCGUUUCAACAAAAUCCAUCAAUUCUCGGAGAGUCUCAAAACACAGCGAUAAACCGAUUUUAUGCCCUAGAAAGAAGAUUAAGCAAAGAUGAAGCAGUCUGGAAGCAGUAUGUAGAAUUUAUGGAUGAGUACGAAAAGUUGGCCCACAUGAGCAAAAUUCAUAUCGAGGACAUCACAUCACAUUAUUUGAUCCCACAUCAUUGUGUAAUUCGACCUACCAGUAGUUCAACAAAAUUGAGAGUAGUGUUUGAUGCAUCGUGCAAGACCAACAACGGGUUAUCAUUAAAUGACAUAUUGUUAACAGGCCCAAAAAUUCAGAGUGAAUUGUUUUCCAUUUUACUUCGUUUCAGAUGCCCCAGAUUUGCAUUUUGCACAGAUAUUGAAAAGAUGUAUAGACAAAUCCUUAUACAUCCAAAUGAUAGAAAAUACCAAAUCAUUGCGUGGAGAAGAUCGCCUAACGACCCAUUGCAGUUUUACCAAUUAAAUACAGUAACUUAUGGCACAAGGUCAGCGCCAUAUCUGGCUACGAAGUGUUUGCAGCAACUAGCAAAAGACAAAUCAACUAAAUACCCGCUUGGAGCCUUGGCAAUUAUAAAUGAUUUUUAUGUGGACGAUUGUCUUAGUGGAUCAGAUAGUCUUGACACAGCUUUAGAAAUACAACGUCAACUUCACGAUUUAUUGGAAUCAGCUGGUUUCAAAUUGCGAAAAUGGUGUGCUAAUAAUCCUUUGCUGCUUCAAGACAUAGCAAAAGAGGACCAAGAGGUCGAUUUAGAUUUCAGCAAUGAAGACCAAGCAUCAGUCAAAACAUUAGGAUUAUCGUGGCAACCAAAGCGUGACAAAUUCAGCAUAAGGAUUGAUUUAACCCCAUCUAAGCGAAUAACAAAAAGAUCGAUAACUUCUAGUUUAGCAAAAAUAUUCGAUCCCUUGGGUAUUUUGGGUCCAGUGUUAGUAACAGCAAAAAUACUAAUUCAAGAUCUGUGGCAACUCAACUUAUCAUGGGACGAAGCUGUGCCGAGUGAAGUACAUACCAGAUGGAUUAAUUUCUGUGACGAGUUAAGGUCAUUGCACCAUUUUCAGAUAGAUAGGCAUAUUUUUGGACAGCAGAUUGCUUCAUCGGUGCAACUCCAUGCAUUUUGUGACGCUUCCGAAAAGGCUUAUGGAGCAGCUAUAUACAUUCGAGCAACACUGAAAGAUGAACGCUUGAUCAAUCGACUGCUAUGCUCUAAAUCUCGGGUCGCUCCAAUCAAAAAGCAAACCAUUCCACGCUUAGAAUUGUGCGCUGCUCUUCUAGGAGUCACAUUAAUGAAUAGGGUAAAGGGCGAUUUAAAUCAUAAGACAGAAUCAUAUUACUGGACUGAUUCUGAAAUUGUACUCUACUGGAUUAAUUCAUUGCCAGCAAAACAUCAACAAUUUGUAGCAAACAGGACUGCGGCAAUUCAAGACUUAUCCGCACCAAGUCAGUGGCGACAUGUAAGUUCAAGACUAAACCCAGCAGAUGCCUUAUCACGCGGCAUCAAACCAUCCCAAUUGCAAACUCAUAAUUUAUGGUUCUAUGGUCCUAUGUUUCUACAUGGUCGUGAAGAUAUGUGGCCAGAAGAAUUUAAUAAAGCCCUAUGCAAUCAGCCAGACAACGCCGAGUUAAAAAAAACUUCGCAGAAAGUGAUGCUAACAGCAACCGAAGAUGAUACUGAAUGGAUAUACAAGGUAAACCACAGAAAUUCUUUUAACACAUUGCUUCACAUUGUUGGUUAUGUGCUACGGUUCAUAAGGCGUAUUAAGCGACUUCAAUUUAAUAAUCAUACCAAUGAAUUACAUCCGGAAGAGUUAGAAGAAUCACUUAGGUACAUCGUGAAAUGCAUUCAGGCAGCUGAAUUCAAGGAAGAAGUAAUUCAUUUAAAGCAUCGCAAACUGGUAAAAGCAUCUAGCUCGUUAGCUGCAUUGACGCCGUUUUUAGAUAAAUAUGAUAUCGUUCGGGUCGGAGGAAGAUUAGACGCAUCAAAUCUAACAUAUAAUGCUAAACAUCAAAUGCUCCUUCCAUACAAUGACUGCAUAGUUAAGCUAUUAAUGAAGAAAAUUCACGAAGAAAACAUGCAUUGCGGUGGCCAAGCAUUAUUGGCAGCGACACGGCAAAAAUUUUGGCCGAUCAAGGGGAAGGUAAUGGCACGGUCCAUCGUGCAACACUGUAUUCGUUGUACAAGGUGUAGACCUGUAACUUUCAAUCAAAUCAUGGGAAAUCUUCCACAUGCUCGAGUCCAUCCAAGUAGACCAUUUCUUAACACGGGAGUCGAUUUUUGUGGACCAAUUUGGGUACACUACAAAGUAAGAGGAAAGCGACCGCACAAGGCAUAUAUUGCUGUUUUCUGUUGUUUUGCCACCAAGGCAGUACAUUUGGAGCUGGUAAGUGACCUAACUACCGACGCAUUUAUUGGAUCAGUUAAACGUUUUGUUGCGAGGCGUGGGCAUUGCCAAAAUCUAUUUUGUGACAAUGCAACUAAUUUUGUUGGAGCCAAUAACAAACUGAAUGAACUAGUAGAACUAAUUUACUCAAAAAAAUCAGGAGAAGUAAUUGAAAGAGCGUGCAGCAAAAAAGGUAUUAAAUUUAACUUCAUUCCUCCUCGUACGCCUCACUUCGGAGGACUCUGGGAAGCAGCAGUGAAGUCGGCGAAACAUUUACUUGUGCGCAGCGUUGCCACAGAAUCCUUAACGUACGAAGAGUUAAAAACAGUUGUUAUUGAAAUAGAGGCGAUUUUAAAUUCAAGACCGAUUACUCCAAUGUCGAAUGAUCCAAAUGACUUUGAAGCACUUACGCCAGGCCACUUUCUAAUUGGUGAAGCUCUUACAGCACCAGCAAGUACAACCACAACAAAUUUAAAGACAUCAUUACUAACGAGGUGGAAAUUGGUGUCCCACAUAAAACAUGAAUUCUGGAGACGGUGGAACUCUGAAUAUCUAAAUAAGCUACAAUACCGACAUAAAUGGCGAGAAGAAUGCAAAAAUUUGCAAGAAAACACUUUAGUCAUCAUGAAGGAUGGAAAUUUACCUCCUCUUCAGUGGGCAUUGGGUCGAGUAACCAACAUACAUAAGGGUACUGACGGAAUGGUACGUGUGGUCGAUGUUAAAACAGCAUCAGGUAUUGUGAGACGUGCCAUACAUAAUUUGGCUCCACUUUUUUCUGAAACCAACGACAGUGAAGAUGACAAGAUACCACCAAUACAACCAAAAGAAGCAACAAAGCAACAACUGACAGCAUCGAAAAGGCCUAUACAGGUACCAAAUUCAUCGGUUAGUAGUAUCAAUCAUUUUGGACGCAAUUCGAAGGUAUCCAAACGAUCGAGCAACUGCUGA